AUGGCUUCCCUCCCCUUCCUUGAGCGCUCUGAUCCUGUAUUCCACCAUAAGUCCACUCCAGUUCUUCGGUGGGUUCCUCUGCAUCCUUUGCUGGCCGCAGCCAUCGCCUCCUUAAGGGAGGCCCCGCCCAUGCGCAGGGGGUGGAGCAUAGGCGGGGUCCGAGGAGUCUGGGAAGGAACAAAGCGCGGCCUGCGGGCGGCGGCUGAGCUCGGCGGCCGGGCCGCAGGUGCGGGGCCUGAGGGCGCCCGGACUGGGACCUCCGGCCCUGCCGCGGGCCCGCGCCGCCCGGUCAACCUGGACUCGGCUCUGGCCGCGCUGCGCAAGGAGAUGGUGGGGCUUCGGCAGCUGGAUAUGUCUCUGCUGUGCCAGUUGUGGGGCCUGUAUGAAUCGAUUCAGGACUACAAGCAUCUGUGCCAAGACCUGAGCUUGUGCCAGGACCUGUCGUCCUCCCUGCACUCAGACAGCUCCUACCCACCUGAUGCCGGCCUGUCUGAUGAUGAUGAGCCUCCUGAUGCCAGCCUGCCCCCCGACCCUCCACCCCUCACUGUGCCCCAGACACACAAUGCCCGUGAUCAGUGGCUGCAGGAUGCCUUCCAGAUCAGCCUCUGAAGAGGCGGGUAGAUGGGAAUGCACCCAUACAAAAGGCUCAAAACUUGCCCUUCAGCAAGUCCGUAGUCGACAGUGCCUGCUCUUUUACCGGUACCACCUCACCUCAUUGCAGGAGGGCAAAGCAUAUGCCCAUUAGGCAAACCAGCCAAGGUUGCAGCCUCUGCCCACUGCACUGGGCCUCCACUUCUCCCUCGUGUGCACCCCUAGCUUGGCCAGCCCGCAGUCUGACCACGGGGCCAAAAGUGGCUUGCACUUCCCCUUGCGUCUCUGGGAUUGGGAUGAGUGCCUAACUCCCAUCUUUUUUCAUCUAUUGCUGCCACUUGCAGCUGCUGGCUCAGGGGCAUCCCUACCCGCAGUCCCGGAUUCCACUGCCCAGCAUAAGGGCUCCAGGACCUAUCCCUGCCACCACCCAAGACCAGAAAAGCAAAGGCCUCCAUGCUGGAUAUUUAAGUUUAGGAGCCAGUUCCUGGAUGCGUAGAUAAAUAAACACUUUCAACGAUUC
Molecule: messenger RNA, 1111 nt
Organism: Nannospalax galili (Upper Galilee mountains blind mole rat)
Lineage: Eukaryota; Metazoa; Chordata; Mammalia; Rodentia; Spalacidae
Gene: Fam89b
Product: family with sequence similarity 89 member B
Exons: 4
Coding region: 1-609 (202 amino acids)
Biological process (GO): establishment of cell polarity; negative regulation of transforming growth factor beta receptor signaling pathway; negative regulation of SMAD protein signal transduction
Cellular component (GO): cytoplasm; lamellipodium
Molecular function (GO): transcription corepressor binding
Source: RefSeq, a predicted model, not a curated record